UACAUCUUGGACCUUACAAAAUUAUUUCGUUCACUGGUCGACUUUUCCAAGGCUUCAUUUACCUCGACAAAUUAAUAAUUUCGACUUUAAAAAAAUGGUAAAUUCAAUAGUUGAAGGAAAAACCGAGCCCAACUCGACAAAUUUGGAAAACUUCAAGUUUACCUUGCACGAUUGGUACACCAGCAAUUGUGCUAGACUCCAUUGUUCCGAAGCUCAACGUAAUUUGGCUCGUCUAAUCAUCGCGAAAUCCGACAAAGUAUGCGAACUCACAACCGAAGCGGUCAAAUCCAACCGAGACAAUACCAAUCACCAGUUGCAGCAAAGAAUAGAACACAUUGAAUUUUGCAAAGACGAGCUCGAGCGGUACCGCAACGUUUUACCCUUGGAAAUAGACACCCUUAAAGUUUACAGGGAACGCCUGACCAAUUCUCUGACUUCGUUGAGAAAAAAUGCUCUCGACAUUUGUCUAAAGUGCUUGCUGACUAGGGAGCACCGGUUGGGAGUAGAUUUGGCGAUCGACAAGGUGGAAACGGAGCUGCGCAAGGAGUGCGAAAUUAUCAAGUGCGCCGACAAAUUGAUGUCCAACACCUUGGACCAGACUCAAGAGCAAAUUCGUCGGCUGAAGGCUACAUUGUAUUUCAUCGACCACGACAUAGAAGACAAGGAAAAUAGUUUGCGCAUCGAUAGGCACAAUUUGACUCUCAAGGAAACCAGUCUUCAUCUCAGUAUUUACCAGGGAAAAUCUGCUUUGGAAUCUUCAGGCAUUAGCAUUGACGAAUGGAAAAUGCAAACGAGAAAAAACAUAGAUUCAUUGAAACAAGAUGUGGAGAUCGCCAAGAAAAUUCGUCCCCACAUCGAUCAAAUACUCCAGCAAGUGAUAACAAAAUUGAUUUAUCAAAAAAAUGCCACGGAUGAAGCUUUUAGGCGCAGAAUCGAAGAAACAAAGCUCACUAAAGACAAGCUGGAAGAACAGCACUCUGAGAUCAUGCAACAGGCUAACGAAAUGACGAGUAACAUAACGCGUUUGGAGAAAAAAAUUGCCGAGAAGGAGGGAUUCCUAGCACUGGCACACACGAGAUUGGGAAAUCGUUGCCAGAGGCCGGGCUUAGAACUGACUCGCGACGAAGUGGAAGAAAGCCUUGCAAAAGAAGUUUCUGAUUUGAGGGAGGUUGUCAUCUCGCAGCUUCAGCAAACGUUAUUCGAAGCUCAAGCGUCACUUCGUUUUCUGUUGAAGAUGCAAAUGCAAAUUGAAGAAGAAAUCAAUAUAAAAACAAACACACUAAAAAUCGAUGAAGUUCAUUGUAUGUCCAUGAGACAAAGCAUAGAUUAUCACGUUUUUUAA
This is a messenger RNA of Copidosoma floridanum, 1342 nucleotides long. It is a transcript of the gene Tektin-C, whose product is annotated as Tektin C. Lineage: Eukaryota; Metazoa; Arthropoda; Insecta; Hymenoptera; Encyrtidae. Gene Ontology annotation, cellular component: nucleus; microtubule cytoskeleton. The record is from RefSeq and is a predicted model, not a curated record. Gene Ontology annotation, biological process: cilium movement involved in cell motility; cilium assembly.